ACCGCCGGAAAUUCAUUCCACGCUUCGACUCGUCCCGCAGUCAGUCGCGAGACGCAACAACACACUGAAAUUAUCGGAGAAGUUCGCAAUUAAAUCGUCUUUACGACACACAAUACACUAAUAAUGUCUGACAACGAAGACAAUUUUGAUGACGGAGACUUCGAUGAUGUUGAAGAUGAAGAGCCUCUGGAUGAUCUGGAGAAUGUGGAAGAUGAGGAUCAGGAGAACGUCCAGAUCCUGCCGGCGGGAGAAGGUCAUCAGGCCAAUCAGAAGAGAAUCACCACACCGUACAUGACCAAAUACGAGCGCGCGCGAGUGCUGGGGACACGAGCGCUGCAGAUCGCCAUGUGUGCGCCGGUGAUGGUGGAGCUGGAAGGAGAGACGGAUCCGCUGCAGAUCGCCAUGAAGGAGCUCAAGAGCAGGAAGAUCCCCAUAAUCAUCCGCCGGUAUCUUCCUGACGGCAGUUAUGAGGACUGGGGCUGUGACGAGCUCAUCAUCACCGACUGACACACACACACACACACAGAUCGGUGUGUCUCAUCAGUGUUUACAGCGCAGGUCUCCUCAUGUGUGUGUUCUGCUGUGUUUAUAGUGGAGGUUUGGUUUCAUCCUGCAGGUCUGGUGAUCGUCCACAUGAGGGCAGCACACACACACACACACUUCACUCUGAAUCUCCUUAUUUAAUGUCUAUUUGUGUUUUAUUGAUGCCAGAUUAAACCUUUUUGUAGUAAACGCCA
Molecule: messenger RNA, 737 nt
Organism: Pimephales promelas (fathead minnow)
Lineage: Eukaryota; Metazoa; Chordata; Actinopteri; Cypriniformes; Leuciscidae
Source: RefSeq, a predicted model, not a curated record